GAGGAGUUCUCGAGGAUGUGGGAACGGCUGUUGGCAUUUACUUCCGUGAUUUCAAAUGCCUGUCCCCCGAUUCCUGCGACUGAGAAGACGCCCAAGUGCUUGACUGAAGUUUCACGCCAUUUGAGACAAACAUUCUCGAGACGUGCGACGCUGGUUUCGGUUUUAGGCGUAUGUUCAAAUAUUUUAGCGAGGAUCUGCAAUAUAAUUGGUUGAAAUUAGUUAAUUAUUAUCGCCAUUGGCCGAUUACUUAAUAAGUGAUAAAUGAUUUACCUUGUCGGGGAGUUUGUUGAUAUUCGUGGACAUUUUGAACCUUAUUUUGAGAUUUUUUUGAAGAUGCAACUCCCUGAGCUCUCGACUUUUCUGACGACAGCCUUUUCAUCCUCUGCUGGUGGCUGCAGGUGAAAUAGUAUCCAUAUGCAUGCGAAAUAGUCGUCAUGACUAAAAAUAUUCAUUGACUUGUUGUCCGUGGUUUCUUGUUCAAUGCAUAAAAGUCGAGCAAUCGGGCUCAGAAAUAUUGGCACGGUUAUGUAAAUUAUAGUCGAGGUCGAAAUCUUGUAUGCGUGCCUGCUGCCGCGGAUGUAUCAGCGGCGGGUGUUGUUCCGCCUUUCUCAGAAUGCGACCUUAUCUCUAUUUCAUUCUCGUCUACACGUUCGCACUUUACAGUAAAACGAGCGGAUUCGACAACGACUUGCAACAAGCCUUCGAAAUCGCACACUCCAACUUUGAUCCCGAAGCCACCGAUGACUGCAGUCCUAAAGAGACGCUAAAAACGCUGAAAUUUCUGCGCCUGAACUCGUCCAGACUCAAGGAUCAGGGUCUGAAGGAGGAUGAAUCUGGAUUUCCGGUGGAUUGCUCCCUGCGCAAAACAAACUUGGGCAAACUUCGACACUUUUUACUGGAAAAGGGCUUCCUCCAAAACCUCGGCAGCCUUCACUUGAUCAACUACCAGGACACCAACUUGAAGCUCCACUGCAACCCCUCAGAUGAGUACAUGUGGCGUUCGAGGGGACUGGGCGAAAAAGAUGCAGAGGACGAUGAGUUUCAAAAGAAGGGGCACAGCGGUUCCAAUCUCAACAUCGUGUCCCCCCAGGGCUAUCUCUACUUCAGGAAAUAUAUUUGCUUCUCAAAGAAGUGUACCCACACGUUCUACGUCGUGACCAGGCCGCAUCCCAAGUUGGACUUCCCUCUACAAGCCAACGAACACGAAAAGUUCGCCUUCAAAUGCACCAUUAACCCGUGCACAACGACGAGUUGCGAGCUUGGUGGGAAAAGUAACAAGCCGAGACCACAACACCCGUACAACAUGAAGUUGAGGGUCCCACUCUCAGUCUUUAAGAACAAAACGUACGCCAAAGGCAUUGCGGAGAAGUAUGGAUGCGACGACGAAAAGGGGGUUCGAGUGAAGGAGCCGAUUUACUUGACAAUGACGAAUGACUCCGGAGACGCUCUUUACGGCGCCUGGAAUGCGAAUGGCACAAUGGAAGCAAUGACUGCAGUAGCGAAAAAAACAUCUUCCGAUAGUACCAAACUUUUCUACAUCAACGUUGACAUUACUGACGUUUCUGAUAACCAUCGGGGAGACUACGAGUGUCUCGUGAUUGAUGGAAAUGGAAUCCCGUCCACGCCAACGGUCCAUUCACUCCACAAGUAUAAACGGUUCAGCGGAAAGGGCAAGCUGCACGUCCGCAAAGUCAUCAUGACCAUUAUUCCGGGCGUGAUUGUGGGGGCCAUCCUCGUCCUCAUGUGCAUCGUGUGGAUAGCCUUCAGGAAACGGGACAAGAUGGAGUAUGACGACGGGACUCCGUACGCGAAGCAGGAACUGGUGUCGCCUGCCGAGGAACAAAAGGACGCCAAGGUGUAAAAGUCAUCACCAAUCCAGGGUCAGCUCCAUCAAUCUUCUUCCCCGGAUAUUUGCCUUCCACGAAACAAAAGCUCAAAAUUAUGAAAAGUUUAUCCACUAAAUUGUUAUUAUUACAUAUGCAAAAUGCGAGACUUUGUUGAACCGAAGCUAUUUAAAAAUGUGCAGCAUUAUAAUUUCUUAAGAAUGAUAAAUUGGCUCAUUUGAAUUUCAUAUAAAAAAUUCACAUGCAGAAUUAAGAAAGACAGAAAUGUCCUUGGAUCGAAAAAUCUAAUUGAUUAAAUCAGGCAGGAUUCACUGAUGCAAUUAUACACAAGUCGUGCCUACACACAACCUCUUUUUCAGUUAUAUCACAUACAUGUCAAAUUGUAACAGAAUGGACCAAGCCCACAAAUAAUGUGCAUGCAUAUCCAUAUGUCGUAUUUACUGACUGAUAACAGAGUUGAACA
Molecule: messenger RNA, 2307 nt
Organism: Folsomia candida
Lineage: Eukaryota; Metazoa; Arthropoda; Collembola; Entomobryomorpha; Isotomidae
Exons: 5
Coding region: 557-1861 (434 amino acids)
Source: RefSeq, a predicted model, not a curated record